Messenger RNA from Monomorium pharaonis (pharaoh ant), 641 nucleotides. RefSeq names its product 40S ribosomal protein S28. Gene Ontology annotation, molecular function: structural constituent of ribosome. The record is from RefSeq and is a predicted model, not a curated record. The transcript has a single exon. Gene Ontology annotation, cellular component: cytosolic small ribosomal subunit; ribosome. Lineage: Eukaryota; Metazoa; Arthropoda; Insecta; Hymenoptera; Formicidae. The coding region runs from base 144 to 341 and encodes 65 amino acids. Gene Ontology annotation, biological process: maturation of SSU-rRNA; translation; ribosomal small subunit assembly.
UCAAGAUGAUAUUUGAUCCGCAUGUAGUCUAAGUUGGUGGCGAGUUGCACGUUCAGUGCAGCAUUGCAAGUGUUGCGACACGCACGAGAGUUGUUCCACGUGCAUAAUCACCUGGUAAAAUAAAGGGUCUGCAUAUCGAGAGCAUGGAGAAACCUAUAGUGCGAGCGAGAGUGGUGAAGGUCCUUGGCAGAACGGGAUCUCAGGGACAAUGCACGCAGGUCAAAGUAGAAUUUCUGAACGAGCAAAAUAGGCAGCUCAUCCGGAAUGUCAAAGGUCCUGUACGCGAAGGGGACAUCCUGACGUUGCUGGAAUCCGAACGAGAGGCCAGGAGACUCCGCUAAACUGAAGGAAGUAACCGUCGUCGCGUGCCUUGUGGAGAACUGGUGACUGGAGAAGAACAGAAGAACCACGUCCCGAAAUCAUAUUUUGACUUUUGGCGACAAACACGAUGACGAAAUUGGGAAAGAAAGAUCUACAAUCAGUUUUUGUGUUUUAUAAUCACUUCUUUUUAUUAAAUUUUGAUAUAAUGUACACAGAAAAGAAACAACACACGUGUGUUGUAUUUGUAUCUGCAAAAAGUGGAAAUUUCUUACUUCAACUUUCCACUUUUUUAGUAUGUCAAUAAACUAAUUUAUUAUGUA